AAGACGUUUGUGCGACGUUAAUAAAUAAUAAAAAUGUUCACGUCAAUCAAACGAUUAUCAUUUUUAUAUAUUUUUGUUUUUUAACAUGUUCCGACGUGGACAACGAACCGUUGUACUUGGAAUCGAUAUGUGUGUAUUUAUAUUCGAAUAAGAAUCAAAUUCACAUUCCUCUACUCAAAGCUGUUCUUUUUAAUAUUUCCCUGUCGUUUGUAUCACAUCAUGCGGUGAACACAAUUCCCGGAUUGCCGUCUGCUACAAAAAAAUUGGUCCAACUGUUGACAUCCAUAGAAAAUGUCGACGUAGUUUUUACUCUCCAUCCGGCACAGUUGUAUUUUAUGUUUGCUUCAAAUUUAAUUCCAGUUAACAUCAAACUGCGACUGGUCAGGUUGUGGAUUAUGAACUUAGAUGACAUAACUUCAAAUGAAAUAGAAAAACUGUGUUUGAACAACUGCGAUUCUAAAUGUUGUUUGCUUGAUGUACUGAUCAACGAAAAAGAUAUGGAUGCCGUCAAAAUGAAUAAAGGUUUUAGUAUAGUUAACAACAUAAUAAUCCAAGAAAGAGACAGUAGCAAAUACGAUACGGUAUUGUUUAUCUGGGACUUGUUGCCUAAGUGUUUGGGUUCUUUCUGUUGUGCCGAAGAACCAACAAUAGGAGAUAACAAUUUAUUAUGCCUCCUCAAUCUGGCCGAAGCUUAUCCUCCUCCUGAAAAACUAGACUGGACGUUAAACGCUCAACGAAAUACUGCCUACACGAUUUCGUCCAUUAUUAAAUGUUAUCAACUAAAAAGUUCGGAACACCAGAAUUUGCUGUCGUCACUUUUACAACACAUCCUUACCAUAAUCAGAUUAUCUUCUGCCGACGCGACGAACACGAUUAAAAACCACAAAGAUUUUCCGUCCAUUCUGGCAGAUUUGUGUUUAUCCGAAAGGAACAGUGUCUGUUCUCUAUCUUUUGAGAUUUUGAUACAAUUAUGUCAAAGACCACAAGCUGAGACCUUGUUGCUGCAUUCCAUCGCGUUACAACACAGACAUAUUUUGACCGCCAUAUGUAGGAUUUGUCACAACUGCGUUGUGUCAUCUCUCACAUUAUUCCAAAUAAUUAUACGAAGCAAAGAAGAAAACGAACGCAACUUCGUCGAGUUGGAGGAAAUACAUGACGUCGAAUUUUUAAAGUCCGUUUUCUUCCAGUUGGAAACUAUUAUAUCGCUGGGAUUGGACUGGGUAUCGGAUCACGCCUGGAAAUGUAUGGAAACGAUGUUGUCUGCCGAUUUUUCGAGCUAUCCACAUCUACAAGAACUGCAAUAUGAUUUCGCCGCUGAUCCAUGGCUUUAUCUUUUAAUUAGAAAUUUCAAAAGUUAUAGCGAAAAUUGUUUAGAGUUUUUAAAAUUUUGGUUCAGACGCUAUGUAUUGAACAACGAAGGAAAAAAAUACAUAGUCCAUGGAAAAUCGAUUUUAUGUACAAGUUUUUUGGAUAAAACGGUAGUACAUAUUUCCAUAACUUUAAUCAAUCAAACAUAUAAAAACGAAAUGGUUAUGAUCAAAGCCAAAGAAAUAAUCCAAUUGAUUGUAAAAUCACUGCAAUAUUACCCGAAGAGUUAUUGUGCAAGAUGAAAACAAUUGUUCAAAAAUAGGUACCUGAUGUUAAUUGUAU
Adelges cooleyi (spruce gall adelgid) is the source of this 1650-nucleotide messenger RNA. RefSeq lists its product as uncharacterized. Bases 336 to 1610 code for a protein of 424 amino acids. Lineage: Eukaryota; Metazoa; Arthropoda; Insecta; Hemiptera; Adelgidae. The record is from RefSeq and is a predicted model, not a curated record. The transcript has 11 exons.